Molecule: messenger RNA, 3427 nt
Organism: Oncorhynchus keta (chum salmon)
Lineage: Eukaryota; Metazoa; Chordata; Actinopteri; Salmoniformes; Salmonidae
Exons: 5
Coding region: 2325-3338 (337 amino acids)
Source: RefSeq, a predicted model, not a curated record
GACAGACAGACAGACAGACAGACAGACAGACAGACAGACAGUAAACAGUACAGACAGACGGACAGUGGUAAACAGUAAAGACAGACGGACAGUGGUAAACAGUAAAGACAGACAGACAGACAGUGGUGAACAGACAGACAGACAGACAGACAGACAUGGUUAAACAGUAAAGCCAGACAGACAGAUAGACAGUGACUACACAACCAGAUAGACUACACAGCCAAAGUGUUUGCAUAUGCUAUGAGGAGACAGGAAAGGUUUCUGUAUUAGAUAUUAUAUUAGAGAUACUCUUUCACUGGAGUCUUCAGAUUGACAGACACUUCAGAUGGACCAAUCAGGGACGGACUUGCCACACACACGUCCAAAGGCACAGUGAGCAAGGAAAGUCAUUUCCCUCCACAGGGAAUAAAUAAAAUGGGAAAAUGGCGAGGCGGCACAAAAAUAAAACGCAGAUGCGUAAAUGCAUUCAUGUAGAAAAUCCCAGCCUUUAAUCCAAUCCCUCACGCUUUAUUAAAACAGAGUGAGAGAGAGAGAUAGAGACAGACAGACAGGGACCAUGAAGAGACACACACUGACUCACAUAUCACAACAACAAGCUUUAUCCUAGGCCGUGGAGAUAGGAGAAAGAUCAGAAAGAUGAAAGAGGUAGAGGCAGUCUCUCUCUCUGUUUCACACACACACACACACACACACACACACACACACACACACACACACCACAAUAGCAUGUUCUCAAAGUUCGAAAAACGAUAUGCCAAGCAGAAAAUAACAAAUAGCAACUCAGACACAGACACAGCCUUUACUGUGGUCUGAGCAGCCACACCCUCUAGUGACAUCAGGUCAAAUCAGACCAAGCCACACCCUCUAGUGACAUCAGGUCAAAUCAGACCAAGCCACACCCUCUAGUGACAUCAGGUCAAAUCAGACCAAGCCACACCCUCUAGUGACAUCAGGUCAAAUCAGACCAAGCCACACCCUCUAGUGACAUCAGGUCAAAUCAGACCAAGCCACACCCUCCAGUGACAUCAGGUCAACUCAGACCAAGCCACACCCUCUAGUGACAUCAGGUCAAAUCAGACCAAGCCACACCCUCUAGUGACAUCAGGUCAAAUCAGACCAAGCCACACCCUCUAGUGACAUCAGGUCAAAUCAGACCAAGCCACACCCUCUAGUGACAUCAGGUCAAAUCAGACCAAGCCACACCCUCCAGUGACAUCAGGUCAAAUCAGACCAAGAGAGACCAUGGUGGCUGGUACUUUAUGGGGAAGUGGUGAACAGUAGGUCUGGUUUAGGACCCUCGAUACGUAUUGCAAUUCGAUGUUCCAAACAUAUUGCUCACCUGCUGCAGAGAGACAAGAGAGAGCCAACGUAAAACUAGUUUUGGAGAUAAAAGUGGUCAAAACAUGUUGGCUCACCAUUUAAAACAUUGAAAAGGAAUAUGGAGAACAAGCUUUAGGAUGAGAAACACCAGAGUUUACAACAUUACAUUACAUAUUAAAUGAAUUCUAUGGUUUUCAACUUGACCAUAGAUGCAGUAAAUGGAAAGCAGACAUUACAUUGAUCAGAUUGGGCACAUUCAACAAAUCUGCUCCAACAAAGUGGAUAUUUGUCAAACCCGUCAUGAUUUAUGUAUCAUAACAGACCCACAGUGUGGUUACUUAAGUCUGAUUUGGAUAUAUUUGGCUGUUAUUGUUGCAUACCAUGUAGAAGUUGUCCCUGUUUAGGCUUAGAAGAAGUGACUGUUUAAUGCUAACUCCCAUUCGGGUAAGCUGGCUAGCAUACCCUAGCAUACAGAAAUCAUUGAUGGUAGUCAGUUGUUUUUUGACUGUAAUGCAGUUGAUUGGGAACAAUGACAUGAACAUGUGUUGGGGUUGAUAUUCAAACAAGCAUUAUACUCCGAUUUAUACCUCUACAUGGUGUGAAAUUAUAGUAAUUUAGAAGACACUCUUACCGAGAGCGACUUACAUUUCCCACCCGUAUUGGUCCCCCGUGGGAAUCGAACCCAUAUCCCUGGCGUUGCAAGCGUCAUGAUUGGUUGAGUUCGAUUGACCUUUUUACCGCAUCUAUAUCACAAUUUUACCUUUUUAUUUAACUAGGCAAGUCAGUUAAGAACAAAUUCUUAUUUUCAAUGAUGAUGUCAUAAAGGAGGGUGGGGUGACAUGCUAGUUAUCUUCAACCUAGGUGACAUGUUGGAUGCCCCCUGUGACAUCAUAGACACCUACAGCACAACAGUCCAAUCAAGCAUUCUGAACCCCACAACUCACCUAUCACUGUAGAGAGUAGUUGCCUUUUGAAUUUGCUCAGCCAGUUUUCUUGAUUGAGAGAUGGCUUUGUACUCUAUCAGCAUUCACUUGUUGGUGCAUGUAAUCUUGGCAUUACAACAUCUGGACGGCACGGUUUUUCGGGACGCCCUGAUAACCCCCAUCGGCAUUAGGCAGUGGGCCAGCACGCCUCACAUUGAUCUGAACACCAGCACCAUCAACCUCCAUCAACAACCCUGGACCAAACAGAACACCAGCGAGACCACAGGACACAGCUUGUACAAGUGCACCGGAGAGGCUUGUGUUAUGGUCAGCUUGGAACCACCUGCGACCCGGGUAGCUACAAACAACACUAAACGACUCAGUGGCCUUGUCGUUAGAGUGUCCGCCCUGAGAUUGGAAGGUCGGGUGGUUUAUCCACGGUCGAGUCAUACCAGAGACUCUGAAAAUGGGACCCGAUGCCUCUCAGCUUGGCACACAUUAAGGAGAUGGAUUCGGGGUAAGGUCCUGCGACAGACUUGUGUCCUAUCCAGGGCGGAUACAUCAAGCUGCCUCAAGCUACAGAAACAGGAGAUGGGCUCCUGCCCUGUGGGCCAUUGUGGCUCGGACAAGGCCACCACCACUCAGACCAGAAACAGUAUUGACCAGAAAUUCAGAGACGUUAGUGCUUUGCACCAGACAACCAGUGGUUCUACGGCCAGCCUCAGAACACCUCGCACCCGAGUAGCUGAGCUCAGGAGUAGGGAGAGAGCGGGAGCGAGUGAGCUUGUGUGGAAGAAGAUGGUGGACGUGAUUAAUGGGGCAGAAGAGAGGAGGAUAGAGGCUGCAGGCUGCAUGUUUCUGGCUCUUGGCUGCUGGUUGUACGGCGUGGGUCUGCUGAACACCGUAAGUGUCCGAGGACUACUGCAGAUAAUGGUUGCAUCAGAGCUCCGUGGAGAUGAACACAAGGAGAGAGGAGCUGAGAGGGAGACAGAUGGCUGUAAAGAUGCUCAAACAGCUCCCGUGUGGGUGACCCCCCGUGGUUCAACUAAGAAGAGAGCCCGCCGCCGCCGUCGGUCCAACAAGGGGAAACACUGAAUAACGUGCCCAUACAGGAAUAACGUGCCCAUACAGGACAUUGUUCGUCUGCAUAUGAUAUUUUCUAAUAAAUAAUACUUGUUUUGGCA